UGCAGGAAAAAAGUUAGGAUGCUCUGAUAAGACGUCAAGAUUUUAUUUCUGUUUGCUGCUAUCGUUUGAUCCUUAUUCAAGAUGUAUUCAAGCUGCUGACAGCUUGAAGUUACAACCGUGACUUUACCCUGGACUUGAUUACUUGUACAGCCAAUUUUAGGAAACGGUGGCAACGGCUUAGGAAGCCUCCUUCGGGGUCGUGUACUCUGCGCAUUCCAAAUCGACGGCAACCAUGGCUGACGCAACCAUCGCAAAGGCUGCCCCCGCAGCAGGCGAAAAUGAAGGGGUUAACGUGCAGGUGUUGCUGAGAUGCAGGCCUAUGAGCGAUAAGGAAAUUGCAGAGAGAACACCUCAAGUCAUCUCCUGCAACGAGGUGCUGCGUGAAGCUACACUCUAUCAAAACGUCGGCGGAAAGCAGAUGAGCCGGACAUUCCGAUUUGACAAGGUGUUCAGCAGCGAGGCCUCGCAAGAGAAGCUUUUUAAGCAGGCGAUUGUGCCGAUUGUCCAGGAGGUCAUGGAAGGGUUCAAUUGCACCAUCUUCGCCUAUGGCCAAACCGGCACCGGCAAGACGUACACUAUGGAGGGUGGGCCACGACGGAGCGACGACGGGAAAAGCUUGUCAGCUGAGGCUGGCGUGAUUCCGCGCUCCAUCAAGCAGAUCUUUGACACCAUCGAGGCGAACAACGCCGAUUCUACGGUAAAGGUGACCUUCCUAGAGCUGUACAACGAGGAGCUGACAGACCUGUUGUCAUUCGACGACGUCAAGGACGACAGCAAGCGGCUGCGGCUCCUGGAAGACCGCAAUGGGGUGGUCGUGCAGGGCCUCGAGGAGGUUGUAGUCAAGAGUGCAACGGAGAUCUACCAGGUGCUGGACCGGGGCACUGCCAAGCGCCGCACCGCGGAGACGCUGCUGAACAAGCGGUCCAGCCGCAGCCACUCGGUCUUCUCCAUCACCAUCCACAUGCGCGAGAGCAGCGCUGACGGCGAGGAUGUGGUGAAGGUGGGGAAGCUGAACCUGGUGGAUCUUGCUGGUAGCGAGAACAUUUCGCGCUCGGGCGCGAAGGACGGCCGCGCACGCGAGGCAGGUUCCAUCAACCAGUCUCUUCUGACGCUUGGCCGUGUCAUUACGGCGCUGGUGGAGCACUCUGGUCACGUGCCGUACCGGGACUCUAAGCUAACACGCCUACUGCGUGAGUCCCUUGGCGGCAAGACCAAGACCUGCAUCAUUGCCACGAUCGCCCCAACGGUGCAGUGCCAAGAAGAAACCAUCAGCACGCUUGAUUACGCGCACAGGGCCAAAAACAUUCGCAACCGACCGGAGGUAAACCAAAAGAUCUCCAAGACCGCCAUGAUCCGGGAGAUGAGCACAGAAAUGGAGAAGCUACGCAUGGAACUUGUGGCCCAGCGCGAGAAGAAUGGUGUAUACGUGCCCGUCGAGAAGCACCAGCAGGAUGAGGUGGAGCGCAUGCAGCUCCGUGACACCGUCAAGGCGUUGCGAGAGGAGUUAAAGGCGGAGCAGGAGGAGUUUGCGCAAACGCUUGAGCAGCAGAAGACCGAGGCCGAGAAGAACAUCAGCCGUUUGGAGACGGAGCUGGCCACGGCCCGGACCAACCUGCAACGCAUGGAUGCCACGGUACAAGCCGCCACCCGCACCAUCCACGAGCGCCAGUACUUGAUAGCAGCGCAGCGCCAGGCGGAGCAGGACAUCGUGGACCAUGCUGAGGCCAUGCGGAUGGACCUUGCUGCUGCCGUACGUGAUGUUGGCGAGCUGUUCGCCUCGCUAGACGAGCUGACCAGCGUGAACGAUGGAGACCGCGACGCAUUUAAGCACAUCCAGGCACUUAUCAAGGCCCGCAUUGAAGACAUCGGAGCGUCGCUGUCAGCAGCAGUCGACCGGCAGCAGCAGCAGCUCAGUGCCAUGAACGAGGCGCUGCGGGCAUUCAAGCAGCAAAAGCAACAGGAACUGCAGCAGCUCGCGGCAAACGUUGCCACCGUGCAGUCGACUGUGACCUCCAUGCGUGAGUCAGUGGAGCGCCGCGGCGCGGAGGCGGAGGCCGGCGCAACUGCUGCUCUCAGCUGCGCCGGCGAAGCCGCUGCAGCGCAUGCCGCGGCGGCCGUAUCAGCUGCUGAGAAGCUGGAGGCGGCAUCACGGGGCGCAGUCGAUGCGCUAGUGCAGUCCAUUGAGAAGCAAGUGGACCAGCUGACGGCCUUUGCUAAGCAGCAGGCAUCUUCGGCAGACAGCUUCUGUGAGUCGUUGCGCAACUCUAUGACGCGGCUUACCGGAAACCUCGGCAACCUUCAAGAUGCCGCGGCGCAGGCGCAGACUUCUGUCGAGCAGCAAACUGCGGCGCUAAGCGGGGGCCUUGGAGGGCUUGCUGUCCGCAUCCAGGAGGAUGCCUCCCGGCGGCAGGCGGCUUUGAUGGCGCAGAUUGCUGCGUUGGUCCAGAGCUUCACGGACGAGAGCUCAGCCGAGGUUGCCAAGGGUGUGCGGGCGCUGCAGCAGCAAGCUGAAGAAGGCAGCGAAGCUGUCCGCGGCCGCCUGGUGCAGGUGUCUCAGACGGCAACAACGGCGAUCGGAGAAGUCAAGGAGGUUACGGCUGCAAUCACCGGAGGCGUGCAGGAGGACCAGCAGCGGGUGGGCAGCCACACCACCGACAUGACUGCCUCCUUGAAGCGCAUCGGCGAGGACGCGCGGGGCAUCCAUGUGGAGGUGGCGGCACAGCUGAAGUGCAGCGCCGAGUCUGCUGUAACGUACCGUCACGAAGCAGAGCAGCACUGCAGCCGCAGCACGGCGGCUGUCCACGAGGCCAUCCGCUCAUGCAUUGCGACAGCCAGCGAGGACGCAGCAUCAACACAGCGCAUGCUUGACGGAGUCAAGGAUACCGUCGAGGCGGCGACUGGACGGGACGACAAGGUGGCAGAUGAGUGGGCGUCGUCAUGCUCAACUGCCGCCGCGGACAUUGCAGGCUUCCGGGAGCAGCACCUGCGGAGCUUGUCGGUGCUUGACGGCGAGGUUGACGCCGUGCUUCAGAAGCGGAUGUUUGUUGAGCGGCAGGUGAUGCCUCCGGCACGGCGGGAGCUCGACAUCCCCCCUGCCUCUUCUCUCCAAGACCUGCGCUGCCCCCCAGAGGAGGUGCUGGUGGAGCGAUGCCAUGCCGAGUGCCCGCAGAUUUUCGCAGUCCCAUUGGUGCAGUCGGGUUCACUGUCCGGGUCCCUCAGCCCACGGACAAGCCUUGCCCUGUCAACCAGCGGCCUUGCGCGCGAGAACGAGACGCCGCUACGCUCGCAGCCCUCAGUGCUCGUGCCUGCUGGUGCGCAGCUGGCGGCCACCAGCAGCGGCUUGCAGUCUCCGCGCUCCACUGCUGGACUCCGCAGCCGCAUCCCGUCCAAGCCAAGCCUCAUGGGCGCCUCGCCAAGCGUCAAGGACCUGACCGCGAACGUUACCACUCGGCCACUGCUUGCCGACAAGACAAACAGCAAGUCCAGCAUCCUCACUGACUGGGCCGCAUAGUGACCAGUCAACGGGCGACACGAUUCCUAUCGUGCCUCCGCCGUACAUGGUGGAUUCGCGAACUAUGGCCAGUAGCUGACAAUGUGGUGCGGGACGAUUACCCUGCUAACAAUGUACUGCUGACAUUCGUGGCCUUGACCGGCAUAGACGAAGCAGUCAU
This is a messenger RNA of Astrephomene gubernaculifera, 3671 nucleotides long. The record is from the annotation of a GenBank genome assembly. NCBI's taxonomy places the organism in Eukaryota, Viridiplantae, Chlorophyta, Chlorophyceae, Chlamydomonadales, Astrephomenaceae.